CAUAUUUGAGAUUCCAAACAUAAAUUUCAUACACUUCAAAUCCAAGGGUACAAAUAACACAUUGUUAUAACCUCAACAAGUACAUUACCAGCAUCUAAACACUUCUAUGUUUCACUUCAAAUAACUUAAAAUAGCAAAAACAAUCCAAGAUACAAGUACAACCAUAAUAGCAUAUUUUUCUCCUUCUGCACUUUUGGUAGCCAUCAUAUGUGCUUCACUUAUCAAAACCCUCAUCUUCUUGUUCUUGUUCUUCAGUUUUUGCACUUUUUCUUCCAACUUCUUCUUGUCUCCCAACAACUUCUCAAUGACUAUGUCUUUGUCCUCCAUUUUGUAGUCAUCAUAACUCAACUCAUUGUCAUUAUACCAUUUGAAGUACCUACAAUCUGCACUCUGAACGCACCAUACCACAAAUUAUACAAGCCACACCUCAUUAACGUAAUGUGCACAUCACAAAGCCUAAAUAUACCUUUCACAAACUAAACCAACCCAAUUUAUAGUUCAAUAAAAAAAUUUGACCUACCACUUUUACCUUAUCCAUCAUGCUAUGAAAAGCGUAAAUUCAGCCAAACAUGGUCUCCAUGUUGUGAUGACAUUUAGGCCCGACUACACCUGUACUUGAGUUCCAAGACGACGACCCACACACAGACUUCAUGUUUCCCUUAUCCGACCGUCGCGUUAACCUUCUAGGUUUCCUCCUUCGUCGUUCUUUCUUAGUGCGUUUAGAAUAGCAUACAAGCCUCACACUUAUGGAUAAAACUUAGACACGUGCGGUCACGUGACUAUUAUUAACCGACUAACACUUGGGUUCUAGGUUAACAGAGUGAAGGUGAAAGAUUAACCCCUUAAUUGAUAUUAUUUCAGAAUAACACGUACGACAGAUUAAUAAUAGAAGACGGGCAAUAGAUUGGAUUAUUAGUGUGAAUUUUUCCUUAAAACAAGGAGCACUUAAGUUCGUCUACUUACCGGGUGGGUCUUUACCCUAAAGCGGUUAGAACGCUCGCGGACGGCUCAACCCAAACCAAAUCAUAAUUAGCCAUGAGCGAGCUGCCGAGCGCUGCAUUACCUGCGAUCUUUACCGGACCUUGACGGUUAUGGUUCAGCCCUGCCCACUUUUCAUGGCGAUGGACUCCGACCCGACCCAAACCCUUAAAUCAUCAGCAUCCAAGCUCCCCAUCAAGCGCAGAACGCCUCCCCACUCUUUCACCUCCUCCACUCCCGAUUCCCCGACCGCCGUGCAUGACGGGUCUCACGGCGACGACCCGAACCCCCCACCCUUCAAGUUUCAUCGGAUAUGGACCGAGUCCGACGAGAUCCGGUUCCUACAGGGUCUUCUCGACUGCACCGCCGAGAAUCUUUCCUUUCCUCGGGACAUCAACGUCUUCUACGCUCGAUUCUCCUCGACUAUGUCGCAGCCAUACACUAAAACUCAGCUCUCCGAGAAGCUUCGCCGUCUCCGUAAGAAAUUCAGGGUAAUCUCGGCUCGCCUGACCAAGGGGCGCGAUGUAUCCCAACUGUCGCCCCAUGAUCGGAAUCUUUAUGACAUCUCGAAGCAGCUAUGGCACCCGGAUUUUGCGUCCUCGUCUCCGUUUAGCUACAAUAGCGUUGAUAAGACUAAGAAGUCAAGCUUGGAAUCUGAUCACACGGUAAUCGAGGAUGCCAUCAAAGUGGUUAAUGAUGGAAUUGAGUUGGCUGAUUUUGGGCUUGAUGGAGAUCUGAAGCUGAAACAGGUAAAUGUGGAGUUGGACUGUGAUGUAGGAAAGGCUGUAGCAAACAUGGUGGUGGAUGUGUUUGAUAAAUGUCUGAAAGAGCUUAGGAAAGGAAUUGAUAGAGAAAAUUUCAGUCUUGAUUGCUGUUUUAAACAGGGGAGUGUGGAAAGCUUUGAGGAGCGAUGGACGAAACAAAGAGUUGCAGAAUUGGAUGUUUUGUCAAAACGAAUGAGGUUGGUGAUAGAGCAUUCUCGUCAUAUGCAAUGAGUAAUUAUAAAACCCUUGUGGAUACACUUUGUGUAGUUUUAUUUUAUUAAAAAACAAAAACCGCCUGUUUUUGUUUUGUAAAUUUCUCAUAGAAGGAAAUGCAUAUUGCUUGAUUAAUAGGUUAACUUGUCAUUUUGUUGAAGGUUUACUAUGCAUUUAUACAAUUUGUAUUAAUGAAGAACUCUAGAAAAAAGUUUAGUU
Cuscuta europaea is the source of this 2174-nucleotide messenger RNA. The record is from the annotation of a GenBank genome assembly. NCBI's taxonomy places the organism in Eukaryota, Viridiplantae, Streptophyta, Magnoliopsida, Solanales, Convolvulaceae.